Patiria miniata (bat star) is the source of this 1077-nucleotide messenger RNA. RefSeq lists its product as uncharacterized. The record is from RefSeq and is a predicted model, not a curated record. NCBI's taxonomy places the organism in Eukaryota, Metazoa, Echinodermata, Asteroidea, Valvatida, Asterinidae. Bases 1 to 1077 code for a protein of 358 amino acids. The transcript has 7 exons.
AUGACUGCAGUCAAGUUUGAUUUUGAUGACCUGGACACCAACAGGUUCUGUUCAGUGAUGAUGACUAAAAAGAAAUGCGGGGAUGUCUUAAUGCCAUGGUUGGAUGACAAGCCAUUGGAAGAACUCAAUAUAGUCUCACCGUCAACGCCGGCCUCUCUCACCGUCAACGUUAGCCUCGCCGUCAACGCAAGCCUCGGCCACCACCACCACCAGAUGUGCGCAAGAGGAAUGGAAGUGGUUGGGAGUUGUCAUGAUUUUGUUCUUUUUGGACUUUUCACCGGGAGAGAUGACACAGUCAAGAUGCGCGCAGCCGAGAUGCGCGCAGCCGAGAUGGCCAUGGAUAGGCACCAGCACAACAGACAAAAUUCACCCUGGACAUUGACAUCCCAGGAGAAGAAGACAGCAGAUGACAGACUUCUACAGGUCAGAGUGCUGUGCACAAGGCUGCCAUCCCAGUUUAGCACUUCUGCAUUACCCUACAUGAAGUGCAGUGAUUGGAAAAAGUUGGCAUCAAAUAGCAUUCUCAAAUAUGCCUUCCGGGAUAUGUUUGGUGACAACCAGCAGCAGACAUUCUUCCAGCUUUGUGAUGUACUUGCAGAGCUCAUGGACCACAGUGUGGACUUGACCUGCCUUGCCAUACUGGAGGAAGACAUGCACCAUGUGCCAAGUCUCAUUGAGAGAGACUUUCCACUUGGCAUCCAGACAUUGUGCAUGUACAUCAUGCACCAUGCAUGUGCAACUCUGAAAGAGUUUGGCCCCGCAUCGUCACAAUGGAUGUACGGAUUCGAACGCUUCAUGGCAUUCCUGAGAGGAGGAAUUCUGAACAGACGGCUGCCAGAAGCUAAUGCUAUAGAAGCAUACAGAAUAUACGAGUUCAGCCAGUUUAUUGCAAUGGCUGGCCUACUUCCUGAGGGAAGCAUCUGCACAAGCAACACCUUGACAGUUCUGGCAGCCACAGAAGACCAAAACAAGGAUGACAUGGGAAAUGCAUGCAUUUUAGUUAUACACAGAUUUCCAACUUCCAUUUGUAUUGUUAAAUGCAGCAAAAGUUCUCAAAAUCUAAAGAAUGGCACUUGA